This is a messenger RNA of Cylicostephanus goldi, 222 nucleotides long. NCBI's taxonomy places the organism in Eukaryota, Metazoa, Nematoda, Chromadorea, Rhabditida, Strongylidae. The record is from the annotation of a GenBank genome assembly.
AUGAUUCCACAAAUUCUCGCUUUGCUUCUCGUAUGUACAGCAAUUCAAGCUAAGCCUAAGCCAGAAGACAAACCAGAUGGAACCCCAAUGCCUCCGCCUGGCGGCCCAAAACCACUCGGUGGACCAAUGAACAGUGGCCCAGGAGGAGUUCCACCUAUAGGUUCUCAAAACCCUGGACUUCCGCCAAUGGGAUCCCCGCCACCGGGUGCACCAGGAGCACCA